Actinia tenebrosa (Australian red waratah sea anemone) is the source of this 4004-nucleotide messenger RNA. Its product is annotated as solute carrier family 12 member 9. Lineage: Eukaryota; Metazoa; Cnidaria; Anthozoa; Actiniaria; Actiniidae. The record is from RefSeq and is a predicted model, not a curated record. Gene Ontology annotation, molecular function: potassium:chloride symporter activity. Gene Ontology annotation, biological process: potassium ion homeostasis; cell volume homeostasis; chloride ion homeostasis. Gene Ontology annotation, cellular component: membrane.
UGAGCGAUGAUCGUGACUUUUAUUUUCAUCUUGCAUCGUCGAUAUUCUCGUUAGGAUAGACGCUCUAGAGAGAAGAUUCAAGAUCCUUGGGUGAAGUAAUUCGUGUCAUGCAAGGCGAAUCUACGACUCAUAGUUAUAAUAUAAUCCCAUCAGCUCAUUCUGGGUCAAUGAUUAGUUUUAUAGGCGAACCAACUGUUCAAGAAGAAGAUGAUGACAACAGUCAGAGGGGAAAACUUUCUGCCAUGUUUGGUGUGGUUGUUCCUGUUAUCCUAUCCAUGUUCUCUGUCAUCUUAUUUCUAAGACUUGGGUAUGUCGUUGGUCAGGCUGGCUUGAUAGCAGGCAUUGCUCUGUUUGUUGUGGCUUAUUUGGUUGUAAGUAUCACAGUGCUGUCAAUCUCAGCCAUAGCAACCAAUGGUGUCGUCAAGGGAGGAGGAGCCUAUUACAUGAUAAGCAGGACUCUUGGUCCAGAGUUUGGAGGCUCUAUUGGAGUGAUAUUCUUCUUUGCUAACGUUUUUUCAAGUGCUUUAUACAUUUUGGGUUUUGUUGAAGCAAUAAUCAACAACUUUGGUCCUGCAGGCUUUUUGGCACAAGUAUCUGAAUUACAGCAAAGUUACUGGUAUGAGCUACUUUAUGGCACUUGUGUUCUUCUGCUCUGCCUUGCCGUUUGCCUUGUGGGUGCAGAAAUGUUUGCCAAGACAUCUUUUAUCAUCUUUUUGGCUGUGAUAACUGCUGUUGUCACUGCAAUGGUCAGUUUCAUCAUUCAGAACAAAAUGCAGGUACACCCAGCAAGUGCCAAUCUAGACAGCUUAAAUCGAAACAUUACAUACCAUUACACAGGUUGGAGCUUUAAGACAGCGAAGAGAAACCUUUGGCCUGAAUUCAGCAAAGACUACUCAGCAGCAAGAACCAAAAAAGAAUUUCAUAAACUUCAUAAACUUGAUGCCCUGUCUGUUUUUGGAGUUCUCUUCAAUGGCGUCACAGGAAUCAUGGCUGGCGUCAACAUGUCAGGUGACCUAAAGAACCCCGGACGUGCAAUACCAUUUGGUACCUUGUGGGGAUGUCUCAUUACCUUUGUCAUCUACAUCAUAUUGGUUAUCUGCACCGGUUUUACCUGCUCAAGGGAACUGUUGCAUGAGAAUUAUAACUAUUUGCAGCCAAUUGACAAGGUUCCAGUCAUCAUCGCCAUCGGUGUCUUUGCUGCUACUCUAUCUGCAGCUUUGAGCUGUCUUAUCGGUGCCUCUCGUAUCCUACAUGCUCUUGCCAAAGACAAACUUUUUGGUGUCGUUCUUCAACCAUUUGUGAAGGUUUCUGAUAGAAACAAUGAACCGAUUCGUGCUGUUUUGCUCUCCUGGUUUUUUGUUCAGAUCGUUUUAUUCUUGGGUAAAGUCAACAAAGUAGCACCACUAGUCAGUAUGUUUUUCUUGUUGUCAUAUGGCGUUACAAACCUGGCUUGUUUCGCACUCAAAGUUGCUUCAGCGCCAAAUUUCAGACCAACCUUCAAGUACUUUUCAUGGCAGACGGCAUUGUUUGGGGCUGUCUUCUGUUUCGUCAUCAUGUUCUGCAUCAAUCCGUUGUACGCAACUAUUUCUGUAGCUGUCAUGAUCAUGCUAUUCGUGUUUAUUUCUCUACGUGCUCCCAUUACUCCAUGGGGUGAUGUAUCCCAAGCGCUCAUCUAUCAUCAGGUUCGAAAGUAUCUUCUGCGACUCGACAUUAGGAAAGACCAUGUGAAAUUCUGGAGACCACAGGUUCUUCUCCUCGUGUCCAAUCCUCGUUCAAGCUACAAUCUUAUCGACUUUGUUAACGAUAUCAAAAAGAGCGGGAUGUACAUCAUUGGACAUGUGCAAGUAGAUGAGUUUAAUCCUGAUGCUGUGGAGAAGCACAGAAAAGACCUCGGUUCCUGGUUAAGCUUUGUUGAUUGUGCUGAAAUCAAGUCAUUCGUUGAGUUGACCAUCGCGCCGUCUGUACGUCAGGGUGCACAGAAUCUGAUACUGACAUCAGGCCUCGGAAGUAUGAGAGCCAACACAGUUGUAUUAGGUUUUUUCGAUGAUAACUUGCACGAGGAUAGGUUGUCUCGAGGACUUUUUAAGAAGUCAAAAUUCUUUUUUAAAAGAAAUAAACCAGAGCUUUUCCAGCAAGUGUUGGCUAAUCUGCCUCGUCUAAGAGUAUCUAAAGGUGAUCAAGAAAUGAAUCUGAAUGACUAUGUUGGAAUUGUCAAGGACUGUAUUGCGAUGGGAAAGAAUGUCUGUAUAGCAAGAAAUUUUGAGCUGCUGGACAAAAAUUCCAUUGCUAAAGGUGGUUAUAUAGAUGUUUGGCCAGUGAACGCUUCAUUAAUUAGAGAAGGUCUAUUGRGUCCUUUUGACUUCACAUUUCUGUUGAUUCUUCAACUGAGUUGUGUUCUUCACAUGGUACCAUUCUGGGAGAGCAGGACGACGCUACGCAUCUUGACAGUCGUUGGAGAAAACAGGGCAGAGGAGGAAUGCACCUUGAUAAAGCUUUUAAAAGAGUUGCGUAUCCCUGCAGAAGUUAGGAUGGUUCACGCAUUGAAUGAAGAUCCUACCAGGGCUAAAAACGCCGAUGGCUAUCUGCCUGCGUCAAACUGGUACAGAGACAUCAAUCAUCUAAUGCGAACACACUCCAGCGAAGCAAACGUGAUCUUCACGGGACUUCCUCAUCCACCACAAGAAGAAAACAUGACUGAACAGUUUCUACAGGAAUUAUCCAUUCUAUCAGAAAAUCUUCCACCAAUCAUGAUGGUAUAUGGUCGAUCACCUGUGGUAUCAACAUCAUUAUAAACGAAAAGUGAAUAACUCUUUAGGGUUGGAAACAAAGAACCUCUGUUAAACGACCACCAAAGUUCAUGUUCUCUCGGCGACCACCAUUUUAAGUGCUUCCCAAUCAUACGCGCGUGCAAUCGUAUAAUUUUCUGUCUCGAUAAAGUGAGUCAAUCGAAGCUUUUCCAUGACAUCAUUUAGUGCGACGUCACUUGUGUGAAAAAAGACUUCCGGAUCCGAAAAAGCAGUUUAUAAACAUUUCUCUUACGUUUUCUUCAUGACAGUGUUUGUUGUUCAAAGUUCUAAUAGUUUCAGGGGAAUGUGGAAUCAUUGAAAACAUUUUUCAGUUUAUUAUUAGCGAUUUUUACCAGUGAGUCAAAGCUAGGCUCUACAAGCACGUGACCUGGAAAACCCCUAUAUUUUCCAACAGUUUUAUGGAAACACUUCUACUAACAUCAACCAAAAUUAUCAUUUGUCACGACACCAAAUUGUACGAUUUCGUGCGUGAUUGGGAGCAUUCUACUAUUUCCCGACCGACGGUGGUUGCUCAAUAGAAGUUUGGCUAUAUACUGAAAACCUCAAAGUGACGUUAACUCGGAAAACCUAUUUACACUCUUUAAAGUAUAUUAUAAAUUUAUAUUCGUUUUUWUAUUUUUUUAUUUGAUUUUUUAUAUUCUCGAAUACAUUUUUAUGCUGUUCUAUCAUUUUUUCAUUCAUUCUUUCUUUAUAGACUUAAAGUUAGAUGCAUGUAGUUUGGGUAUCAAUAAGGAUCUUAAGAUAACGUUAUCUAUUUUCUAUGCAUAACACAUUUUGGUAAACUAAUAAUUUUGAGCUUUAUAGCUCUUGAGUACUAUUCCUUUCUUUAUGCUUGAGAAGCUAGGGUGAAACUAGAAACUUUCUUAGACGUCUGAGAGCUCUUAGCUGUCAUCCAAUUCACACCUAUGUAUCUAAAUUAUUGCCCGAAUUCAUACACCUAUCAGCACAAUGUUGCUUAUAAAUUUAUUGCUUUAUAUAAGAUCGCUAUUUAUAAUAUUAAUGUAUUUCUAUUUUUUAUUGGUAAUAGUUGAAGAUAUGGGUUUAUGAUGAUAAGGGCUUAUUAUUAGUUUUAUAAUGUAAUAGUCAUUUAAAAUUAAACUAUAUUUGAUAAUUAUAACCAUGAUAAUGGUAAAUUAAAUCAUUGAUAACUGAAUAAAAAUAUUAUAGUUUGUAAUAAAUGACUGAACAACAAGAGUA